GUUAGAGUAAACUGUAAAAGACAAAAGUGUUCUGUGGUCAGUCAGUACUCAGUACUCAAAAUUGUUAUUAUUAGAUUGAGAAUUCGAUAUAAUAAUAUUAGGCAUUUCGUUUUGAUUUUUGAAGCUAUUAGCGAAUUGUAAAAGCAAUCAAUAUUCAAUGUAAACUACACACAAAAAAGUUAUUGUGUGUACAGUCAUUAACAUUUUAAGAAAAUUAUUAUAAAAUGUCUACACCACCCCGUGAAACUAUUCAAAAACAAAUUCAACAAGAUUGGGCUAAUAGAGAAUAUAUUGAAGUUAUUACAGGAUCAAUAAAGAAAAUAACAGAUUUUUUGAAUUCCUUUGAUAUGUCUUGUAGAUCUAGGCUUGCAACACUGAACGAAAAGUUAACUUCGUUGGAAAGAAAAAUUGAUUAUUUGGAGGCUUGUGUUACAAAAGGCGAGACUUUAACAUAGAUUACUUAAAGAAGCAAUAAUUUAUUGUAUCAUGCUAAUUCUUAAAUUGUUAAUUUACUGGAGAAAAACUUAAAUUAUUGGAGAUACUGUAUUUUGUAGAUGGCUUGAUCCGUUGCAUAUGCAUAGAGAUAUUAUUUAUUGAGAGUCUUCUACUGCAACCAUCACAGGGAGUGUUCUGAAGAUAUUAACCUGAUCCUUGCCACAAAAAACCAGAAAGAAUCUGGACAUAUUUUAGGUAUUGGACAAGCUACUAUGAUUGGACAUAGUUAUUUGAUGACUUACCUUUUUUCAAUCCAUACCUUUAUACUAUGUUCUUUACUUUAAUUAGGUUUAUAAUAAAACAAUAUUAAUAUAUACAA
This is a messenger RNA of Leptidea sinapis, 814 nucleotides long. RefSeq names its product probable protein BRICK1-B (gene HSPC300). Lineage: Eukaryota; Metazoa; Arthropoda; Insecta; Lepidoptera; Pieridae. The transcript has 3 exons. The coding region runs from base 225 to 455 and encodes 76 amino acids. The record is from RefSeq and is a predicted model, not a curated record. Gene Ontology annotation, biological process: regulation of actin polymerization or depolymerization; cell motility; actin filament organization. Gene Ontology annotation, cellular component: SCAR complex. Gene Ontology annotation, molecular function: protein-containing complex binding.